AUGUCCACUCUCGCGUCAUCCGAAGGUGGGCGCUUGCCAAUCUCUAUUGCCGUCAUACAAGAGCAAAUUGAGCGACCGCCUCACUUGGCUCCUCACAUCCCACGGCCCGCGUCUAUUGAUGAUCCCCUUGCAGAAUCUUCAGAUACUUUUGACGGCAAUAGCUCGCUAUUGGAUAUGAGAGGCUACAGCAAUGUCAACAUCGAUAUCCCAUUGAACACGCAGUCCUCUUUGUAUAUGGAAGUAACUCAUGACGGUAAGGUCACCGAAUUAGUUGCUCGAUUUGAGUCGUAUGCCAGUUACUCUGACGCCGCCGAAGCAUCCCAUGAAGGACAUAUCUCUGCGCCUAUUCCCUACGAUCACCCCACCACUAGUUCUCACGCCGAGACUGUUCGAGAGGGUCGUUUCGAGCAAUCUGAUCAUCAUUUCUCUACACAUACAGGCAUUCAACUCGUGUCUGCACACAGCCCUCGCAAGUCGAUCCCUUCACACUGGCUGCCCAAGAGUGCUGGCCCCAACUUAGCAACGGCGCAACGCGCAAAGGAGCGAACAUACAAGAAGAGUGCUGAGAGCAGCUCCCCUGGCGAAUUGAUGACGAUCCGCGGAACCCACAGCUCAUUCGACUUGAGUAGAGGGUAUGGCAAGGAAGGCUCAACUUAUCUGACGAAAGAAGCUCUGGCAGCUGUCGACAGUAGCAUCACAUCAUCCUCGUCCCCGCUCGGCACUGGUACAGUUCCCAGCUCUCCCUCAAAGAAAGCAUGGAAUAGCCCUACUAGGUCACCUGUACGCAGCAGCACGAGCCAGCAACCCAAGUUGUCUUUCAAGAUGUCGCCGGUAAAGUUGGCAAACCUCAAUACCAAGUCAUCGCCAGGACACUCGCGAGCAACCAGCAGCAUCUCCACGUCAACUGGCAAUACGGCUUUCUAUACUGCUCAAGGUUCGCCUGUAAGGAGUCCUACAGACAUUGAGCAAAGUUUCCAUACCGAUUUAGAAUAUCUUGAGGAAUUUGACGUUUCCGAUACUGAUUUACAUGCUGACAGUCAUGAUGAUCAGGUGUCUCACGACUUUGUCAGCUCGCCGUCGGCUAUGAAAGAAACAGUGGAAGAUACGACAAGUCCUAUGAAGCUGAAACGCGCGCACAAUCAGUCUCCAAAAUCAUGCUCCAGCCCAUCGCAUCCUGUCUCAUGCCAACAAGCUUCGCGGAUUCCACGCAUCGGCGCCACAAGCAAGAUUGCCAUCCCCACCAGAAAUUCCACUUUGAAGCGAGCCGAGUCCGUAGCAUCUCUGAAAUACAGGCUCAAGAUGAUGCAAAUCAUGCAUGCUGGAGCUGACGAGGAUUGUUUAUCGGAGAACUCCAUGGCUACUCAUCCAGGACACUUCCGUACCAUCGACAGCUCAAAGAUUGCGUCCAUUACAGGAAAAGACCGAGACGAAGAACGAUCACUUCUCCAUAACAAGAGGAGCGAUUCUCAUCUUAUCUCCACGACCAUCCUGGCACAACCUCCUGUUGCGACCCAGCACAUGGACACCCCGAGAAUUGAACCCGUUAGGGAUCAGCUUGAACAGCCUGCAAUUCCCCCCGAUAUGCCUGGUCUAGAGGAAUUGCCGGAUGUUACAACUUCGUGUGUCAGACAGGAUUCCACAUACAGCUCCCGAACAGCAAGCACCUCUACUGUACGGGCAACUUCGAAGGUCGUAGAUCCUGUUCCUACAGAUUCGACUGUCAUAUAUAGUCAGAAGAAGACAGAUGUUCUUGGUACGACACCCACACUGCCAAACAGAAUGCCUCCAAUCAUUGUCAUGAUGGCUCACAGUUUGAACAUAGGCGAUCUGAGUCAUAUUGCCGACCAAGAAGAUGCAGAUUCAGCCAAAACGGACCAAAUACACGAUGAUACAUCGCCUGUUAGAGGCAGAAGUGAAUGUAUCGGGUCAGACCUUCGUGCGACUGCCGCAGAGUUCGUACCCCAACCUGCAAGUGCAGCCGUCCCAAAAGAGCCCUUUACUGCGCCGGAGUUUGUGCCUCGUCCCCCGAGCGCGAUUGCCGCAGUCGAGCCUUCUACUACUACCGUGGCGGGUACACUGUAUCAGGAUAUACCCGGCUUGCCAGACAUGACGGUGCUCGAUAGAAACGGAAUCCCGUUCUUGUGGUACAUGUAUGGGGUUCAGUUUGCUUAUGAACAAGGCUUCCGGAACGGUCGUCCAAAGUCACCGAAGAAGAUCAAACCCAAGAAGCAGCGUUCGACGUUGCCUUCUCCGGCUGAUGCUGCUGAUCCUGUCUCUAACAGUAUCGCUGCAACCACUUCCUUGUCGGCCAAUCCAAACGCUACCGAAGGAACGAGGCACUUGACUUCUGCGGAACUAAUGCCGCCUCCAUCCGCACCUGUGCAUCAGCACCAAGAAGACCAAAAUUCGGAGAAUUCUCGUCCCAACUUGCAGAAGCAGAAUGCGAAGGCUGACGAUGUUGAACCGACACAGUCGUUCUCAAACCAGUUCGACAUGGUUGAGAAAACUGUACUUGUCAACCGCACAAAUAUCGACGCUUCUCGCCCCUUGAAACCCGCCCUACCCUCUGGUCCACGCAGUAUGCAGCUUCCAACACACUACACAAUCCCACGUCGUGGCAAUCGCUACCGUCACCCUGGUAACGGCUUGUAUGGUGGUCGCGGCAACGCUGCGGGUAUUCCCAUGGAUGCUACUGCUCCAUUCCCUACCCCUGUAGCGCCCCAAGGCCGAGUGGGUCAGGCACAGGUUGAGGUUGGCAUCUCCACAGACUACUCCGGGUACACGAUUGGAAGAGAAACUUGUGGUAUGAUACAAAUUGAUGAAGCAAGGGAGAAGAUCGGCGGUCUAGCAUGCCAUGCAUGUGAUCCUGAUCAUUGA
Molecule: messenger RNA, 2877 nt
Organism: Pyrenophora tritici-repentis Pt-1C-BFP
Lineage: Eukaryota; Fungi; Ascomycota; Dothideomycetes; Pleosporales; Pleosporaceae
Source: RefSeq, a predicted model, not a curated record